This is a messenger RNA of Penicillium manginii, 1701 nucleotides long. RefSeq names its product Cys/Met metabolism pyridoxal phosphate-dependent enzyme. The transcript is spliced from 3 exons. Gene Ontology annotation, biological process: transsulfuration. Gene Ontology annotation, molecular function: cystathionine gamma-synthase activity; pyridoxal phosphate binding. The coding region runs from base 1 to 1701 and encodes 566 amino acids. The record is from RefSeq and is a predicted model, not a curated record. NCBI's taxonomy places the organism in Eukaryota, Fungi, Ascomycota, Eurotiomycetes, Eurotiales, Aspergillaceae.
AUGCAAUAUCAGUUACCCCCGCCUCUUGGUCACGCCGUUCCUAUAUCGAAGGAGCACGCUAUCUCUGUGCAUUUCCCUGCCUGGGCCGAUGUGGCGGGUUAUGGAGCAGGAAAUGUAGAAGUCUCAAAGGCUCUACAAAAUGGUUACCCCAGAACCUUUCUGCAUACAUACGUUCAAAAGUUUUUUGACCUGUGUCUCCGGAGUCUCCCAACACCCGUGGAAAGCAUUGCUGUGUUUCCUGAUUACGGCAGCGCAGCAGACUGCCGAUCUUUCCUUAUUGAUAAGACGCUCAACCCAGAUAAUCCCGUCGAUGAGAAGGAUACAGUGCUUUUUGCUGUGACAAUUAGCAAGGGAUCUUCUCAAUCCGAAGCCGACUUUUCCUGUAUCCCUCAACUCUAUGCCGUUACGCAUCCGCAUGCUGCAGAAGGACAGAAAAUGACGUUCUGGCGGUUGAAUGGCCGUGGAAUCUCUUCGAGGCUGGCAAAGCAAUGUCUCCAAGGUAGCGAAUGCAAAUUAACGCCUAUCGCAGGCUCGCUUGAGGAGUCAUCCUCUAUCAAAGAUUUGCCUCUCUAUGACACUCUUCGCAAGCGGGUAGCCGACCUGAUGUCGCGCGCCCCGAUUGAUACCAAGAAGGAUACUCUGCCGACCAGUAAUGAUGUGUAUCUCAGCGCAUCGGGUAUGGCUGCGCUAUAUCAUGUGAAUCAGUCACUUCUAAAAUGGCGAAGCUCUGACAUUGUUAUGCUCGGCUUUCCGUAUGAGCUGUCUAUCAAGAUGAUUGAGACUAUUGGCCUACCCUAUCACCUUUACAGCUUCGGUCUCGAUAGAGAUAUCGAUGAUCUGGAAGCAUUGUUGAUUCAGAGAGCCAAGGAAGGCCGGAAAAUUCAAUCUGUGUGGUGCGAGUGCCCCAAUAACCCUGUCCUGCGAACACCGGACAUGCGUAGGGUGCGUGAUCUGGCAGACAAGUACGACUUUCUCUUUGUUAUCGACGAUACAAUUGGGAGUGCAGCCAAUAUCGACGUGACAGAUGUCGCUGAUAUUAUUGUCACAUCCUUGACAAAGAACUUCAGUGGUUAUGCUGACGUUCUUGGAGGGUGUGUUACUUUAAAUCCCAAGUUCUGUCAUUACCAGGAGCUCAGUAAUAUCUUUGCUGCAACUCAUGUGAACAAUCUCUAUGCGGAGGAUGCCAUCCAAUUGGAGGUAAACAGUCGCAAUUACCUCGAGCGCUUCACGCAGCAAAACAGAACUGCUGCAUAUAUUAUGGACUUUCUUCAGCCCUCUAUCGCUGAUCCUAACAGCGCUCUGACUACCAUUUACUCGCCCCGCGUUUGCUGGAGUCGUGAGUACUACUCCCGCUUCAUGCGCCCCGCCACGGACGAAUUCGAGCCUGGAUUUGGCUCCGUAUUCGGCGUUGAUUUCGAGAACACCGCACAGGCCUCGGCAUUCUUUGACAACCUCCCUGUAUGCAAAGGGCCUUCUUUCGGUGCAGAUGUCACCAUCGCCCUACCUUAUGUCCAAUUGGUUAUGCAGAAACAGAAAGACUGGGCAAAGGGGCAUGGGUUGAACGAGACCCUGAUUCGGAUUUCCAUCGGUCUCGAAGACCCAGAGGUACUCCUUGCGCACAUCAAAGGAGCUUUGCAGGCGGCAGACGCGGUCAAGAAGCAGGGUAGCUCUAACGGCCUCUGCAAGGAGAAUCAUGUUUAA